This is a messenger RNA of Nerophis ophidion (straightnose pipefish), 6005 nucleotides long. It is a transcript of the gene cisd2, whose product is annotated as CDGSH iron sulfur domain 2. The transcript has 3 exons. Gene Ontology annotation, biological process: autophagy of mitochondrion; regulation of autophagy. Lineage: Eukaryota; Metazoa; Chordata; Actinopteri; Syngnathiformes; Syngnathidae. Bases 108 to 515 code for a protein of 135 amino acids. The record is from RefSeq and is a predicted model, not a curated record. Gene Ontology annotation, molecular function: 2 iron, 2 sulfur cluster binding. Gene Ontology annotation, cellular component: mitochondrial outer membrane; intracellular membrane-bounded organelle.
CUCGUGUCAUGGCUCCCGUGGACGCCCCGUGCGUAGCGACACCGACGUAGCACAGGAACUAGUAUCCCAGUGAAAGCCUGCUUUCACACAACCGCCAACUCUCCAACAUGGUGUUCGAGACCAUUUCGAGGAUAAUAAAAGUGCAGCUGCCGGCGUACCUGAAGAAGCUCCCGCUCCCGGAGACAAUCGGCGGAUUUGCGAGCCUAACAGUGUCGGAAUGGCUGCGGCUGCUCCCUCUCCUGGGCAUCUUGGCCCUGCUGGGCUACCUGACCAUACGCCCCUUCUUCCCCAAGAAGAAGAAGCAGAGAGACAGCCUGAUCAACCUCAAGAUUCAGAAGGAGAACCCCAAAGUGGUCAACGAGAUAGACAUCGAGGACCUGAACAGCGCAAAUGUUUGCUACUGUCGCUGUUGGCGCUCCAAAACGUUUCCUGUUUGUGACAAGUCUCACUUAAAGCACAACGAGCUGACCGGAGACAACGUGGGGCCGCUCAUACUCAAGAAGAAGAUCCUAUAAUCCCCCUCCAGUACUGCCAUUUAUUGACGCUCCCUAGUCGUCCUGCCCGUGCUGGUGAGAAACGUGCCUUAUGUGUUCCCUUCCUGUACUUCUGGCGUGUACAGUAUCUCGCAAACCUGAGUCCGCCCAGUCACAUUUCAAAAAAACGGUAUAAAAAAAGUGGGACCAUUUUUUUUUUAUCAGGGAAUUUUAUUUAUUGGAUAAUUGCAUUGUCACACUUUUUAUUUAAGUUGAUAAAUGUCAUAAAUAUGCUAAGCAGUUUUAUGUUUUGCAAUUUGUUCCCUUGCUGUACAUAAACUAACCGAACUUAAUGCAGAGUCUCAGCCGUUACUUCCCUCAUUUUUAAACUCAUUUAUAACAAUAGAUAUGUUCAAAUAUGACACUGGCACUUCAAGUUGUAAACACACUUUUAAUACUGAAGAUCCUUCACUGUCAACUGUGUUGUGGUUCUUAAAGGGGAACAUUAUCACCAAACCUAUGUAAGCGUCAAUAUAUACCUUGAUGGUGCAGAAAAAAAGACCAUGUAUUUUUUUAACCGAUUUCCGAACUCUAAAUGGGUGAAUUUUGGCAAAUUAAAUGCCUUUCUGUUUAUCGGUCUUCUAGCGAUGACGUCACCGAGGUAAUACACCCGCCAUAUUCAUUUUCACAUUGCAAACACCGGGUCUCAGCUCUGUUAUUUUCCGUUUUUCGACAAUUUUUUGGAACCUUGGAGACAUCAUGCCUCGUCGGUGUGUUGUCGGAGGGUGUAACAACACUAACAGGGAGGGAUUCAAGCUGCACCACUGGCAAGAAAUCUGCCGCCAGACCCCCAUUGAAUGUACCAGAGUGUCUUCACAUUUUACCGGCGAUGCUAAGACAGACAUGGCACAGAGAUGUAUGGAUAACCUGCAGAUGCAUUUGCAACUAUAAAGUCAACGAAUUCACAAAGGUGAGUUUUGUUGAUGUUGUUGACUUAUGUGCUAAUCAGACAUAUUUGGUCGCAGCAUGACUGCCAGCUAAUCGAUUCUAAGAUGCUACGCUAAUCGAUGCUAACAUUCUAUUUACGCUAGCUGUAUGUACGUUUGAAACUAGAUACCCACAUUUAAUGCGAAACAAACACUUACCAAUCGACGGAUUUAAGUUGCUCCAGUGUCACAAGAUGCGAAAGUCCUGAUCGUUUGGUCCGCACAUUUUACCGGUGAUGCUAAUAAGGCAGCCAUGCUAUGGGCCACUUCAUUAGGUACACCCACGCUAUGGCCGAAUAGCGUCAAUAGCUAUUCGUUCAAUAGCUUCAAUUUCUUCUUCAAUUUCGUUUUCGCUAUCUACCUCCAUACUCCGAGCAUCUGUUUCAAUACAUGCGUAAUCUGUUGAAUCGCUUAAGCCGCUGAAAUCCGAGUCUGAAUCCGAGCUAAUUUCGCUAUAUCUUGCUGUGGUAACCACCAUGUUGUUUGUAUUGGCAGCACUGUAUGACGUCACAGGGAAAUGGACAGUGGUUUCGAAGAUAGCAAAAAUAAGGCACUUUAAAGCUUUUUUUAGGAAUAUUCCGCGACCGGUAAAAUUUUGAAAAAAAUUUCAAAAAAUACAAGAGCCACUGGGAACUGAUUUUUAUUGUUUUUAACCCUUUUGAAAUUGUGAUAAUGUUCCCCUUUAAAAAGCUACUAAGAGGUCCACUAGCAAUGUUUUUAUGACCUUGGCUUUCCACUACACAACACAUUAGAAAUACACCAAUCAAUAAAAAAAACUGUAUUUAAGUGUUGACUUUCUACUUUAAGAGCCUUGACAUUUAGUGUGAAAAUAUAACAAUUGUAACCCUUGGAUGACAAUGAAAAGAAUCAUUAAAGUAGAGGAGAGCUUCUCAAACUUGUUUGUCCCAAGUACCACCGUAAUCACCCACAUUCACGCACAAUAGUGUAGUAGGCAUAAGAAUUCAUUAAAACCAACGCAGAUAUUUUUUUAAAUAUAUAACACAGUUUGAACAGUAACACUGUUUGAACACGGGUUGUCCCGGUACUAAAAUGUAUACUUUCCUAAAUAAAGGGGACCACAAAAAUUGCAUUAUUAGCUUUAUUUUAGGCUCCAGCACCCCCCUGUGAUCCCAAAAGGGACCAGCGGUAGAAAAUGGAUGGAUAUUAGGGUACAUUAAACAUAUAAGCAAAUUUGUCCUCUGCUCGUAAAACCAGCAAUGUUUUGACGUGACGACGCAUCAUGCCCCGUAAAAAAAAUUGGAGUGGCGGUACUUUUCAAAGUAUAGUACCAUUUUGAUUCAUUAGUACCGCGAUACCAUACUAGUACCGGUAUACCGUACAACUCUAGUUGGAAGACAUUAAAAUAAAACACUGUACUUUAAUCAGUGAGUCUUUGGUCCCACUAGAUGGUAGCGGUACUUUUCAAAGUAUAGUACCAUUUUUAUUCAUUAGUACCGCGAUACCAUACUAGUACCGGUAUACCGUACAACUGUAGUUGGAAGACAUUAAAAUAAAACACUGUACUUUAAUCAGUGAGUCUUUGGUCCCACUAGAUCAGGGGUGCCCACACUUUUUCUGCAGGCGAGCUACUUUUCAGUUGACCAACUCGAGGGGAUCUACCUCAUUUAUAUAUAUAAUUUAUAUUUAUUUAUUUAUGAAAGAGACAUUUUUGUAAACAAGUUAAAUGUGUGUAAUGAUAAUACAAGCAUGUGUAACACAUAUAGAUGUCUUUCUUUCACAAAGACAAGAAUAUAAGUUGCUGUAUUACCUGACUCUGAUGACUUGCAUUGAUUGGAAUCAGACAGUAAUGAUGAUAACGGCCACAUUUUCAAAUGGAGGAGAAAAAAAGUUGUCCCUUCUGUACAAUACCACAUGAAAGUGGUUGGUUUUUGGCAUCUAAUUCAUCCAGCUUCCAUACACUUUACAAGAAAAACAUUGGCGGCAAAUUCCGUAGCUUGCUUGAUUGACAUUCACGGCACCCGAGGGUCUUGUGAGAUGACGCUGGCUGCUGCCAGUCCAUUAUUAUGAAAAAAUGACAGAGAGGAAGGCGAGAAACACUUUUUAUUUCAACAGACUUUCGCGCCGUCCUUUCCGUCAAAACUCUAAAGGCCGACUGCACAUUUCCUAUCUUCACAAUAAAAGCCCUGCUUCAUGCUGCCUGCGCUAACAAAAUAAGAGUCUCGGAAAGCUGGCGUGCACAAGUGAUGUGCACGCCAGCUUUCUGAGGGAUCGCACCAGCGUUUUGAUGUGUAAUUACCGUAGUAUAUAGGGGUUCCUACUACCACGGAGGGGAUUGUCGGGACAGAGAUGACUGUUUGGGAACGCAAAGCGUCCCAUUUAUUAACAAUAAAUCUUUCAAUCAUUCAAUCAAACUUUCACAUCUUUGACAUGGCGAACAGCAUUCGUGCAGAGUACAAAUAAAACAACGGUGCAAAGUAAUACAAAGUCCUCGCCUGUAACACGGCAGUAAAAGUACAGUCCCGCGGCCGUUUACGUUAUCAAAAUAACGUAUAUGAAAAGUCAGUCUUUAAUCAUUGUGUCAUCGUACUAAACCACCGAAAUCCUCUUCGUCGGUGUCGGAGAAGAACAGGUCCAAAAUGGCGGCGUCAGCCAGCUAUAUCUUUACCAAACAAUCUGUCACUCCUAAUCCAUAAAUCCCAUGAAAUCUUAUACGUCUAGUCUCUUACGUCAGUGGUCCCCAACCUUUUUGUAUCCGCAAACCGGUCAACGCUUAAUAAUUUGUCCCACGGCCCGGGGGGUCCUUUUUUUUUUCCUUCUUCUUCUUUGUCAUAAAAAAGGGACGUUUUUGUCAUGAAAAAGGGAGGUUUUUGUGGUUUUUGCACUAAUUGUAAGUGUAUAUUAUGUUUUUUAUGUUGAUUUAAUAAAAAAUUUAAAAAAAUACAAUUAUUAUGUUUUUUAUGUUGAUUUAAUAAAAAAUUUAAAAAAAUACAAUUAUUUUUUUUAAAUAAAAAAUUCUUCUGCGGCCCGGUGGUUGGGGACCACUGAUUUACGUGAACGAGAUAAAUAAUAUUAUUUGAUAUUUUACGGUAAUGUGUCAACAAUUUCACACAUAAGUCGCUCCUGAGUAUAAGUCGCACCCCCGGCCAAACUAUGAAAACAACUGCGACUUAUAGUUCGAAAAAUACGGUACAUGGAGUAUCUUUUUAAUGGGAAUGCCAACAUUUUUGACAAAUUAGUGUGUGAAUGCGAGUGCGAAUGUUGUCUGUCUGUGUUGGCCCUCCAAUGAGGUGGCGACUUGUCCAGGGUGUACACCCUCUUCCGCCCAAUUGUAGCUGAUAGAGGCACCAGCGACCCCAAAGGGAAUAAGCGGUAGAUAAUGGAUGGAUGGAUAAAGCUAAAACUCAACACUUCAAUCACUUGCUCAUUUCUUUAUGGAUGUGUUUAUUUCAACGUUAAAGCACAUUAAUUGAUUAACGUGCACCCCGAAUUACACAAGUGGGAAAACUUAUUGGGGUGUUACCAUUUAGUGGUCAAUUGUACGGAAUAUGUACUGUACUGUGCAAUCUACUAAUACAAGUUUCAAUCAAUCAAAAACGUAUGUACCGUAAAGGCAAAACCUUUGAACCGUGAGCUCUGAUAACGAGUUGUGGUUGAAAAACGGAUAGUACCACUCGAACAUUCAGAAAUAAAUAAGCCAUUCUAAGACUUGUAUUUGUUGAUGCAUUUCAUAUUUUUAAUCCUUUUUUGCAAAUGUGUCAUGGCCAAUUCAAGCAAUUUCAACCAUCGUGUGUGUCCCCUCCACAAUAAGAUUGCAGUCCUGUGGGUAAUGCUGCAAUUUCAGAGUACAAAUUUUGUUUGUUUGUAUACAGCCAUCAUGUUUUAUUAGGUUGACCCUGCUGCACCUGGUGUUCCAUACCGUCAUAUACAACCAUAACCUGGAUUAGGUUUAUUAUUGGUUUGUAGUGUCAACCAAAUAUGUCUGAAAUGACAUAAACAUAAAAGGUUUAGUGUCAUAAAUGCCACAUUCCUUGGAUUGAAACUUGUGGCAAGUGCAUGAAUUCCAACAGGGAGCAUGCAGCAACAAUGGCGGUGUAUCAGGUAAUUUUCAGUGCAUAAUAAACUGUACACUGGCUACUCUAAAGCAUACCCGUGUAAAAAAUGUUGUCCCGUGAGAAGAUAUGAGGCGUGUACUCACUUAUGUGAAAUACUGUACUAGGAUUUAGUAGAUUGGGACCACUUUGAAGGGAUAACGUAGUUGUAGAAAUGACUUACAUGUGAAGUAAAACCCAAAUAGUGUAAACUAAUGUACUAUUUAUUCCCUCCAUUCUGUCUUGACUAUUGAACUGUGAAGCCCUCCAGCAUUAAAGGCAGAUUCCUUGUGACCCCCUCAAGCAUGAAGAGUCAUUUCAAACCUUUGACUUGUGCUGCCUUUCCAGAACAAUUCCUCCUCAGACACCAUAUCAGCACUAUAAGAACUCUAUUUGUGGCAUGUACUCUUUUUAUCCUCUGUAACAUAACACAUAACUGUAAAUAAUACUGUACUUCUUCUUGAGAAGAUGUUGACAUAAAGGUGGAUGUAGUCAGA